GUAGUAUACCUUUACCUGCUGCGUGCACACAUACCUCACGCUCCAAAUCAACUGUGCGUGUUUCAAGGAUGCCACGUGGUGGGUAAUGUUCUCUCCUUCCAGUUUCAGGUCAAGCUUCCAGAGGCGCAAAAAACUGCGUAGACUCCAAGUCCCUGUGCGGCCUCCGGUUCCCGACACCCUUCCGUUACAUCCGCUGCCACCUGCCCGACAUCCGCGGCAGGAUCAGAACGCACAGCAGCGGGAUGCUCAACAACAGGGAGCUGCAAACUGCAAAGAAUCUGCAGUUUAUGAUGACUUUUAUGAUUUUCGAGCCGGGUGGGUUCCGGAAGACGACUUGCCCGUUGCUAUGGCGAAAAUCGAAACUUUCCUCAACAAGAGCAUCGGGUCGCUGUACAUGAAGCACAAGUUCUCG
Molecule: messenger RNA, 412 nt
Organism: Hyalella azteca
Lineage: Eukaryota; Metazoa; Arthropoda; Malacostraca; Amphipoda; Hyalellidae
Exons: 3
Source: RefSeq, a predicted model, not a curated record